This is a messenger RNA of Clonostachys rhizophaga, 1050 nucleotides long. NCBI's taxonomy places the organism in Eukaryota, Fungi, Ascomycota, Sordariomycetes, Hypocreales, Bionectriaceae. The record is from the annotation of a GenBank genome assembly.
AUGGCCAACGCGAGCACGGUUAAUAUCGUUUUUGUUGGCGCAGGCGCCAUAGGCUGCUUCUACGCCUCGAGGUUGCACCAUCCAUCUCGAGGCCUGCACGUGUCUCUUAUUGCCAGGUCCAACUACAAGGCUAUUGAGCAGUCUGGCGUGCAACUGAUCACCCGGAGCUUUGGGGACUAUACGUUCAAUCCCUCCGGCGUGUUCCCGUCGGUGAGCGCGGCCGCGCAAGCCGAUGGUGAUGGAGCUCCGGCAAGGCAAUGGGACUAUAUCUUUGUGACCACCAAGGCGCUGCCUGAUGUCAGCGAUGACUCUGAGAUGAUCACGCCGCUGGUCGGGCCCAGGUCGUGUAUCGUGCUGAUCCAGAACGGUGUCGGUGUCGAGGAGCCUUUCCGGAAGAGGUUCCCGACCACGCCCAUCGUGAGCGCCGUGACCAUCGUGAGUGCGGAGCAGACGUCGCCCGGCACAAUUCGACAGAACCGCUGGACGAGGACGAGCCUCGGGCCUUUCACUGAUGGCCUCGGUACUGGAGACCGGGACUUGAUCCAGCGAGGGACGCGCUGCAUGGAUCAACUCACCGAGUGGUGGCGAGACCUGGGCGGCAUCAAGGACGUCGAGCCCCACGACGAGGUCGGGCUCCAGACCGUGCGGUGGCACAAGCUCUGCAUCAACGCCGCCAUGAACCCGUCCGCCGUGCUGUCCGGCGGCCGCGGCAACGCAGACAUGGUCAUGGACCCCGAGCUGCGGCAUCACCUCACGGGCGUCAUGGAGGAGAUCUGGGAGGCCGUGCCCAGGAUCCUCGGCCGGGGGUUCCCGGACAGCAUGGCCCGGCCGGACCGCAUCAUCAAGAGCACGGAGCGCAACAAGGGGGCGCGUCCCAGCAUGCUGCUCGACUGGGAGGACAAGAAGCCGCUGGAGCUCGAGGUCAUUCUCGGGAACCCGGUGAGGAUUGCCAGGGAGCGGGGCGUGGAGAUGCCGAGGCUGCAGACUCUGUAUGCUCUUCUCAGGUCGGCGCAGGAGAUGCGCAAGAAGGAAUCCAAGAGCAAGCUUUGA